AUGCUCCUACACCACGCAUACACGACCCUGGCGGCCCUCGCGGUCCUGCCCACCGGACUCCUGGCCUGGAGCUCCAUCGACGACUACAGCGCACAAGAAGUCGUCGACAAGCUCGGGCUCGUGGAGAACCCGGAAAGGGGCUAUUAUAUCCAGACAUUCGAGGACCCCGUCAAGGUGAACAACCGCGCCGUCAGCACCCUCAUCUACUACCUGCUCGAGGGCGACGCGGGCGACUCCGUCUGGCACCGGCUCGACGCCCACGAGGUGUGGCACUACUACGCCGGCGCGCCGCUGACGCUCUCGCUGUCGUGGGACAACGGCACGGCCUGCGAGAGGCACGUCCUGGGGCCCGACAUCUUCAACGAGGAGGCGGAAGAGAGGCCGCAGGUCGUUGUGCCCAAGGGCAUGUGGCAGAGCGCGCGCUCCCACGGCGACUGGACACUGGUCGGGACCACAAGGCUAACGAGAGUUUGGAUUGCAGUGGCGCCGGGAUUUUCUGCAAACGGAACAGUGCUGCGGGAUAAUUGGACGCCAAAGAACUGCUGCAAGCAAAAGAAGCGCUCUACAAGGCCAAUCCGUCACAGACAGUAA
Molecule: messenger RNA, 591 nt
Organism: Metarhizium acridum CQMa 102
Lineage: Eukaryota; Fungi; Ascomycota; Sordariomycetes; Hypocreales; Clavicipitaceae
Source: RefSeq, a predicted model, not a curated record